Molecule: messenger RNA, 5121 nt
Organism: Rotaria socialis
Lineage: Eukaryota; Metazoa; Rotifera; Eurotatoria; Philodinida; Philodinidae
Source: the annotation of a GenBank genome assembly
AUGAUUUCAGCGGUGAAUAGCACCGCAACCAUCGGUGAUGAUAUAACAUCUAACACUCCUAAUAAACGACGUCGCUCAUCGAUAAUACCUUCAAAUGAAAUAUCAAUCGAACAAUCGCCGUCAAAACGUACACGUUCAUCAUCGCCAACUAAUCUUCAGACAAUGUUUUCAUGUUUAAAUGAUAUUGUUCAAUCUCAUCGUAAUCUUGUUCGUGAGUAUGUUGAUUUGCAAAUGCGUGAUCGAACUGAUUUGUCGAUUGAUGCGCAACGUUUUAUAAAAUCUGAACAAGAUCUUAUUGAAAAAGUUGAAAAAAAUCUACAAGAUAUAAAUCAAUCUUUAACCAUAAAACAUAUUCCAAGUAAACUAUCUGUUGAUCGUGUUCAACACGAAAGUGAUAUUUUAAAACGUAUUGAUGAAUUAAAAACCCGUGGCAAAUGGUCAAAUCAACGUUUAGUAAAAUCUAUCGAACCUAAAAAACGUAAAACACAUUGGGAUUAUUUACUUGAUGAAAUGCGUUGGCUAGCUGAAGAUUUUGCACAUGAAAAACGUUGGAAACAAAUGAUGGCAAAAAAACUUUCAUUAGCUAUAUUAAAAUAUUUUCGAGAAAAGAAUCAAGCUGAAAGUCAACAGCAACGUGAUGAAAUCAAACGUCUGCGCAAACAGGCUCUAUUUGUAUGUAAAGAAGUAAUGAAUUUUUGGAAGAAUAUGCAUAAAAUAGCUGAAUAUAAAGAAACAACACGAAUACAAGAAUUAAAAAAGCAUCAAUUAGAUUUACAUUUAAAUUUUAUUGUGGAUCAAACCGAGAAGUAUUCCGAUUGGCUUGUUAAAUCAUUAAAAACAGAAACAAAUGAUGAUGAUGCAGAUUUUAAUGUAACUGAAGAUAUGAACGAUGAUGAUAAUGAAGAAACAAUCGAACGUGAAGAACAAGAAGAACAAGACGAUUAUGCUAUGAAUGAAAUAAAAGAAUUAGAAGCUGAUAAAGAAGAAUCUAUUGAUGCAUUAUUAAAACGUUAUUAUGGUAUUGAUAUAUCGAAUUCAUCAAGUGAAAAAGAAAACAAUGUACCAAUCGAAACAAAACAAGAUGAAAAUAAUGAUAAUGUCGAUGAUGAAGACGAUGACGAAGAUGACAAAAGUCAACCAUCGGAAGAUGAAUCAAAAGAUGACUUAACAAAAAAUAAAGAAAUGAAUGAUUUAGCAACAACUGCUCAGGCAUUACAGCCAACUGGAUUUACGCUCAAUACGACAGAAGUUAAAACACCGGUGCCAUUUUUAAUUAAACAUUCGCUAAGAGAAUAUCAACAUGUUGGAUUAGAUUGGCUUGUUACUUUAUAUGAAAACAAACUUAAUUGUAUAUUAGCUGAUGAAAUGGGUUUAGGUAAAACAAUUCAAACUAUCGCGUUACUUGCUCAUUUAGCAUGCGAAAAAGGUGUAUGGGGUCCACAUUUAAUUGUUGUUCCAACAAGUGUUAUGUUAAAUUGGGAAUUAGAAUUUAAAAAAUGGUGUCCAGCAUUUAAAAUUUUAACUUAUUACGGCUCUGUCAAAGAACGUCAACUGAAACGUCAAGGCUGGACAAAAGUCAAUGCAUUUCAUGUCUGUAUAACUUCAUAUAAACUCGUUCUACAAGAUGCAAAAGCGUUUCGUCGUAAAAAAUGGAAAUAUCUAAUCUUAGAUGAAGCUCAAAAUAUAAAAAAUUUCAAGUCUCAACGUUGGCAAACAUUAUUAAAUUUUCAUUCACAACGUCGUUUAUUAUUGACCGGUACACCAUUGCAAAAUUCCUUGAUGGAAUUAUGGUCGUUAAUGCAUUUUUUAAUGCCAAAUUUAUUUGCAUCUCAUCAAGAAUUUCGUGAAUGGUUUUCAAAUCCAUUAACAGAAAUGAUCGAACAAGGACAAAUGAAUACCAACGAUCUAUUAAUUAAGCGUCUACAUAAAGUUUUACGCCCAUUUAUAUUACGUCGUUUAAAAAUUGACGUGGAAAAACAGAUGCCAAAAAAGCACGAGCAUGUUAUUAUGUGUCAUCUAUCCAAACGACAACGACAGUUGUAUGAUGAUUUUAUUCAAUGUAGAUCCACACGUGAUGUUAUACAACAAGGACAUUAUAUGUCUGUUAUUAAUAUACUGAUGCAAUUACGAAAAGUAUGCAAUCAUCCAGAUUUAUUUGAGUCAAGACCUAUUAUCUCACCAUUUACUAUACAAAAGAAAACAAUUACUUGUGAAAUACCAAAAAUGAUUGAAAAGAUAAAUUUAAAAAAUCCGUAUCUAAAUUUUGAUUUACCACCUAAUGAUACGUUUCUUUGUUUUCGUAUUAAAUUCACUUUACAAGCAACAAGAGAUAUGAUAUUUGAUUCAAUUAAUUCUAUUGAUGAAAAUAAUCGACCAACUAUUUCAUUAACUUCGGAUAUUAUUGAACGAUAUAGAAAUAGUUCAUUAUGGUAUCAAGCAAAUGCGCCAACGAGAAUAAUUCGUAAUCGUCCAUUAGUAAAAUUAAUUUCCCCGGCGGAUUUUAUUGAUGAUGAAUUUCAACCAGAAAAUAUUUAUUAUGAAAUCUGUAAACAACGUCAACGUGAACGUUUAUCUCGUUUUGAACUUCUUUGUCGUUUAAAUACGGAUCGGUGUCAAUCUCGACCAUUGUAUGGUUCAGAUGUUUUAACGCAAGUUGAAUUAGCUAUGCGCCCAUGUAAUAAUCUAAGAAGAACAACCUUUAGUGGAUUUGCAGCAUGUCAAGAUGUACAUAAACAAUUAAAUACAGUCAAAGAUUUUUUUUCCACAACAGAUACACUUCAAAAAUCAAUCAAAUCAAAUAAAGAUAUUUUAAUUGAUGCUCAAAAUUUAUUACAUCGAUUUGUAAUGUGUACUACAAAAGUAGUAGCAUCUCCGAUUGAAUUAUGUCAAUUCAAUGGUAUUAGUCGACGAGAUAAAACUGCUCAACAAAAACCCAUGAUAGAAGUAAUAUCAUCAACUGAUUUUCAAGUACUUUCUUGCAUAAAUCAGAUUAAACAAAAUAUGUUUUUACAAUUUCCUGAACGACGUUUAAUUCAAUAUGAUUGUGGUAAAUUACAAACACUUGAUGUGCUUCUAUCACAAUUAAAACGUGACAAACAUCGUUGUUUAAUCUUUACACAAAUGACCAAAAUGCUUGAUAUACUUGAGCUAUUUUUAAAUUAUCAUGGUUACACAUAUGUUCGAUUAGAUGGUACAACACAAAUUGUACAAAGACAAAUGUUAAUGGAACGUUUUAAUAGUGAUGAGAAAAUAUUUGUUUUUAUUUUAUCGACACGUGCUGGUGGUAUUGGUGUGAAUUUAACAGGAGCUGAUACAGUUAUUUUUUAUGAUUCCGAUUGGAAUCCUACUAUGGACGCACAAGCACAAGAUCGAUGUCAUAGAAUUGGACAAACCAAAGAUGUACAUAUUUAUCGACUUAUAAGUAAAAAUACAGUAGAAGAGAAUAUUUUGAAAAAAGCGAAUCAAAAACGUUUACUCGGUGAUUUAACUAUUGAUGGUGGCAGUUUUGAUGUAAACUAUUUUAAAAAGAAUAAUAUUCGUGAUCUAUUCGAUCAAUCAUCAACAUUGGAAGAUAUUGUCCGUGAACGUAAUGAAUAUCAACAAAAAUUAGAUACUAGUCGAACUACAACAGCAUCAGCAGCAGCAACAACAACAACAACAACAACAACAAAUAGUUCUAAUCCUGAUAGUAAUUUAACAUUAACACAAUAUGAAGAAGCACUUGCAGCUGUUGAAGAUGAAACUGAUCGACGUGCAGCUGACGAAUUAAAUAAAGAAGUUCGAAAUGAAUUAAAUGAAUUUAACGAAGAAGAAACAAAUGAUUUAAAUGAAGAUCAAUUAAUAGAAAAACAAAAACGACAAAUGAACAAAGUUGAAGAAGAACUAAAAACACUUGAUGAACAAUUGCGUCCUAUUGAACGUUAUGCAUUACGUUGUGUUGAAGUUUAUCGUCAAGAACAUCAAUUAACACAAGUUGCUCCCAAUACUCAACUAGAUACUGAACAAAUUCGAAAAGAUUGGCAAUUAUCUCGUCUAAAAUCUUUAAAAGAAGAAGAAGAACGACAAUUAGAACAAGAGGAUGAUGAAAUGAUGUAUACCUAUGCUGUGGAUAAAGAACGACAAACUAAAUAUAGUUAUACAUAUUCAGCUGCUCAAAAUAGUUUAAUAGCUAGUGAACUGGCACGUCAUGAAAAGAGUUCAGCUGCAAUUGCUGCUAAUCAACCGCCACCGCCACCAACGGUUAUUCUUCCACCUACUCCUCCUCCUCCACCACCACCACCACCAACUCUCCCUUCUUCUACUCCACGUCCUAUUCUCAUAAAACGUUCAUCACAUACUCCGACUGAAAACCUUCGCAGACGUCGUAUACAACUUCCACCACCUACUCCUUCGCCUCCACAACAUCACAAAUCGCUGCAGUUACCGCCGCCGCCGCCACCGCCAUCAUCAUUGUCAACUCCUUUACAACCACCACCACCACCAGCAUUAAUUCAAAAACCAUCUCGAAUAAUAAAACCACAAACAACAUUGCACACAACCAAUAAUCGACAUAGUAAUAAUUAUAAUAAUGAUGAUUGUGGUGAUUCAACAACACUUCUUGUUGCUGAUGAUUUUGAUGACGAUGACGAUGAUUUCGAUAAUGAUAAUAGAAUAUAUUCAUCGAAAUCGAAAACAACAUUAUCAACAAUAACUAGAAGACCUAUUUCAAAUAUAUCACGUACAACACAAAAUUCAGUAACAUCUGCAUCGUCAUCGCCAUCCAGUACGACUACAAAUGGACAACAACAAAUAUGGAUUGUUAAUUCAUUAGAUCAACAAUCAGUUCUAUCAUUAAUUAACUAUAUUAAUCCUAAUACAGCAACUAGUUCUCGUUCAACAGGGUCAAUACUUCUAAGUAAUAAAUCCAAUGUGACUCCUUCACCAGUAACAAAUAUUCUCGCUCAACAACAACCUCGUUCAUCAUCAACAGCUGGUACUGUUUAUGAAAUUCGUCCAUCACAACAACAACAACAACAACAACAACAACAGCAAUCACAGCAGCAGCAGCAGCAACAACAACAAAAUGUUGUUUAUCAAAUACAAAAUGGUCGGAUAUUUCAAUCAACUAAAAAGACAACAUAA